AUGCAGAUCCUGGGGCUGUGGCGGCGGCGGCGGAGACGCGUUGGAGGAAAGAUCGAAGACUUCCAGGCUUCUGAGGAGACUGCAUUUGUUGUUGAUGAAGUGAGCAACAUUGUAAAGGAGGCUAUAGAAAGUGUCAUCGGGGGCAAUGCCUACCAGCACAGCAAAGUCAACCAGUGGACCACAGACGUCGUGGAGCAGACUUUGAGCCACCUCACUAAGCUGGGGAAGCCAUUUAAAUACAUUGUGACCUGUGUGAUCAUGCAGAAGAACGGAGCUGGGUUACACACCGCCAGUUCCUUCUUCUGGGACAGCACUACGGAUGGGAGCCGCACGGUCCGAUGGGAGAACAAGACCGUGUACUGUAUCGACAGUGCCUUCGGCCUGUCCAGCUGA
Messenger RNA from Peromyscus leucopus (white-footed mouse), 393 nucleotides. Its product is annotated as dynein light chain Tctex-type 1-like. The coding region runs from base 1 to 393 and encodes 130 amino acids. Gene Ontology annotation, biological process: microtubule-based movement. Gene Ontology annotation, molecular function: dynein intermediate chain binding. Gene Ontology annotation, cellular component: cytoplasmic dynein complex; cytoplasm. NCBI's taxonomy places the organism in Eukaryota, Metazoa, Chordata, Mammalia, Rodentia, Cricetidae. The transcript has 2 exons. The record is from RefSeq and is a predicted model, not a curated record.